This is a messenger RNA of Pyricularia grisea, 2304 nucleotides long. RefSeq lists its product as uncharacterized. Gene Ontology annotation, molecular function: RNA binding; structural constituent of ribosome. The record is from RefSeq and is a predicted model, not a curated record. NCBI's taxonomy places the organism in Eukaryota, Fungi, Ascomycota, Sordariomycetes, Magnaporthales, Pyriculariaceae. The coding region runs from base 119 to 367 and encodes 82 amino acids. Gene Ontology annotation, cellular component: cytosolic small ribosomal subunit; ribosome. Gene Ontology annotation, biological process: translation; ribosomal small subunit assembly. The transcript has 3 exons.
UCUGCUCGACCGCCAAACCUCUCGACGCCAUCCCAAUUUUUCGCCAAACCUUUGGUCAGCGCCCCAGCAACGAUUAAUCGAAGAUACCGAAGAGUUAAUCUUUGCAAAAUCAGUCAAGAUGGUUCUCGCCGUUGAUCUUCUCAACCCCAGCCCUGCUGCUGAGGCCAAGAAGCACAAGCUUAAGACUCUCGUCCCCGCCCCGAGGUCCUUCUUCAUGGACGUCAAGUGCCCCGGCUGCUUCACCAUCACCACCGUUUUCUCGCACGCCCAGACCGUCGUCAUCUGCCAGGGCUGCACGACCGUUCUCUGCCAACCGACCGGUGGAAAGGCCCGCCUGACCGAGGGCUGCUCGUUCCGGAGAAAGUAGAUGUAUCGCCAAUUCUAAUUUCUCAAAGAUAACGGGGUUCAAUAAAAAAAAAAGGGUCAUGCCUGGGAUCAUACCUUCUCUUGCUCACUGGGAUUUUUUUCUGUCUUGUCACGUCCCUCGGCGUCUAUCGGAGUUUUUACACUGCUUCGCGCCUUCUUCAUUUUUUCCAUGUCAUCAUGUUGAUACACACGAACCGGUCGUCUAUUUUGGGGGAGGGGGAUAAAAACAACCUUUUUUGCGACAACGACUUCACGGACAGGACUUCACGCCACGAUCUGGUAAUGAAGUAGGUUGUGGGAUAGGAAAAGUAACAGGAACCCCUCUUUAAAAACUUUCGUUUUCCAUGCGAAUGAUUCUGGUUGCUAGCCUAAUCCUACAUGAACAGUGCCGCUCCGAAUAGUACAAUGAUCAUGUUUGAACCCUGAAACCUGAGCUCCUCUGUAACGCCAUGCUAAAGUGACCUCCGUAACCUACGUCUUCUGUGCCCUCGUAAAGCCAACCCAUACAAUAACAAAUGAAAAGAGACCAAGUAUUCAGUCUUGGGCAACAUCCAUUUCCAAAUCCGAAGUGUACUCAAGAAAUUCAGCCUCUGGAAAAUCGUCGGAUUUUGCCACCAUAACGUUCUCUUGGCCCUGAAAAAAGGCCCCAUUCUUCACAUCGGCUCCAGCUUGCCGACGAGUGCGUGGCACAGCCAUGACUCGAGGAUUCCCAAAUCCCACAGGCGUCUGGCUCCGUGGGCUGACCUCGCCAUCAUGUCGGAACUGUUGGCGGAAGAGACGAAGGCCAAGCUGCUCAGGACUCUCGCCCUCGUCGGCCAGCUCGUCGCCAAAGACCCUCUUGCGAGAGUUGACCACGGUGGCGCCUAGUGAAUCAUUCGACUCGACCGACUCUUGACUGCUCGACAAACCGGGCAGAUCAUCUAGGUCCGAGACGAAGGAAGCUCCCGGGGCAAAGGCCGGUUGGCUGCUCAUGCCGCCAACGCUGUGGAUGCCGCAAAAUGGUAGCAGUUCGCGAUUGCCGCCCGAGUAGGUGGGCUUAGCGGCAGGCAUAGGAUUCACGUCGGUGGUGCUCGCCACCUGCUUGGCGGGCUUGUCUGACCACAGCGCGAAGCUGCCAUAGCUGCCAGUCUUGUAGCCCUCAGGGACCGACUUGCGGACACGCAUGCCGACGUUGAGCAGGCUCGACUGGAUCGAAGCCGGCAGAGCGGGUGCGGUCGCAUGCUGAGAGAAGCGGCCUCCGCCGCUGAUGUUGUCGUCGUCGCUCAGUGACGGCGACGAGGUGGCCGAGAAGAAAGAUGUGAUCUGGCGCUGAGCGGGGUCGGAUGCCGCGCCGGUGAAGGGGCGUUUGGCGCGGUGGACAGACAUUGCUUUUCCCUGGGCUGUGAUCACAGAUGGGAAGCUAUCCAAGAGGAGCAAUCGGGGCCGGCCGAGACAACUGCUUUGCUUUCCCGGCCACUUAAUGAAUGUGUUGUUGGCGUGACAGACAGCCGCAGAGAAUUGACUGUAUUCCGUAUUCUGUAUGACAGACUAAUCGAAUACAAGCAGAGGAGUAACUGACUCUGUUCUGUCGAUACCUUUGGCUAUUAAAUGGACGGCAAGCUUAGAUGCGUGAUGCGUUGGCCAAGUCGCCGCUAUUCCGUGGGGCUUCUUCAAUAUGCCGAUGAGAUUGCUAUUGCGUGAUAACCGGCGGGGGUUUCCCCAAUCUAAAUUCGAUGAAAAAAUAAUAAUAAAUAAAUAAAGAAUGGUCUGAGCUAUCCUGGUAAACUGACAGGGGAGAGAAUGACGAUGCUGAACAAAAUAUAGUGCAAAAAAAGACGUUGCGAGAGUGGAGAGUGUCUUGCAAUGUAAAAGAAAGUGUGGUCUUGUCAAAAGAGACGCUUCUACGGGGCUAGGGAUGGAAACGCAAUCAAAUUCCCUGCUUCGGUUCGCACUUUUCUG